Molecule: messenger RNA, 1056 nt
Organism: Didymodactylos carnosus
Lineage: Eukaryota; Metazoa; Rotifera; Eurotatoria; Philodinida; Philodinidae
Source: the annotation of a GenBank genome assembly
AUGAAUACAAUGAAAUCAUUUGCUAGUGACAACUAUGCGGGUGUAUUGCCAGAAAUUAUUCAGGCAUUACUAGCCGCGAAUACGGCACAUGCACGUGCAUAUGGAAAUGAUGAACUAACCACGGAAGCUAAAAAUCUAUUUAAACAAAUAUUUCAAUGUGAAGUUGAUGUUUUCUUUGUUUUUAACGGCACAGGAGCAAAUGUGUUGAGUAUUAUGGCAACUACUCAAUCGUACAGUUCCGUUUUGUGUUCCGAUGUUUCUCACAUAGUUACUGAUGAAUCAACGUCGUCGGAAUCGGUUUCAGGUUGUCGGCUAGUACCAAUCCAAAGUAAUGAGCAUGGUAAACUUGAUCCAGCGGCAGUAGAAGAAAAAUUAGGAAGAGUCGGUGAUUGUCAUGCUGCACAACCUAGCUUAAUUUCUCUAACACAACCAACCGAAUACGGAACAAUUUAUUCAAUUGAUGAGUUAAAACAAAUGUCAUUAUUAGCGAAAAAACAUGAUCUCUAUUUACACAUUGACGGAGCACGGUUUUUUAACGCUUGUGCGUCAUUGAAUUGUGAAUUGAAAGAUCUAACCACAGAUGUUGGUGUAGAUAUUUUAUCACUUGGUGGCACAAAAAUCGGUCUGAUGUUUGGUGAGGCAGUGGUUGUUUUUAAUAAAACAUUAGCAAAACAUAUGAUCUACAAACAUAAACAAUGUAUGCAAUUAUUCAGCAAACAACGAUUUAUCGCUGCUCAAUUUAACGAAAUCUUUAAAAAUGAUUUAUGGCGUAAAGCGGCGGUACAUGCGAACCAAAUGGUACAAAUAUUAGGAAAAAAACUUCUAAAAUAUUCGGCCUAUAUUAAAAUUACAAAACCGAUACAAACAAACGCCGUCUUUGCCGUGAUGCCAAAAGAAUGGAUUGAUCUACUAUCGGAAAAAUUUCCAUUCUACGUAUGGAACCCAAUUAUCAACGAAGUGCGUCUAAUGUGUUCAUUUGAUACGACAGAAACAGAUAUAGAAGAAUUUGUCAGUGUUAUUGAGAAACUGUAUGGGCUGGCAUCAGGUCAUUUAUGA